AUCAACAGGGAUUGCAAGAUCAUGGACACGCCGGUCGCUGACAUUGUGAUUGGCGAGGGCUGCAAUAUUGGGCCCAAUUGUGUGAUUGUUGGGGUUAAACGUAAGUGGCGGCUACCAUGACGCUCCCGUGAGGGAAAGAUUCAUUCGAACCGUGAUGCUUCCCACAAACCAAGGAUCCCCUGCGGCUGGACGAACGCCUCAAGAGACACAGCAUCGGCCAGCCCGUUACAAUCGGGAACAAUGUCUGGAUCGGCGCCAACGUGACCAUCCUUUGCUCGACGACAUCGACAUCAACAUCAACGGCGAGUUCCCCGGGGCGGCGGCGACUACGGCGACGAGGUCCGCUGAGACGCUGGCCGAGGCCAUGGCGUUGGGGAACCGGCUACCCAUGAUGCAAUCCCACCACCACACCCUGACGUCGUGCGCCGGGGCCAGGCAAAGGCGGCGACGACAACAACAACGGCUUAAACAUCCGCAGGACCUCCUGGACGAUUUGCAAGUGGGAAACCUGGACCUGGACUUGAACGGGAACGGACAAGAGGAAGAAGACCUCGGUCUGGAUGAUGAUGAUGACGACAUCGGUUUCGCACCGCUCCUGAGGUCUGCUGUCUUAUGUCCAGGUCACCGUCCGAUCGAGCAUGGUAUUAUCCAACCCGAACGGCGGCGGCAUGCAAGAGGCGGUUGUGAGCGCGGUCAGGGGCAAGAGCGGCGGCAGCAGCAGCAGCAGCAGCAGCAGCGCAGCGGAACGUUUAGAAGGCCUGAGAUGGAGGCGGUUGCGGCCGUGGUGACGGUCGUGGUGGGGAUGUUGGUCGCGUUUUUCUUUGCUGGGCUCUACCUGGGCAGCAAGCACCCUCCGCGGAUGGCUGUUUGAGGUGAUUAUAUUUAACUGGGCGGCGAUACAAUCCGAGUCCUUUGAGGGCUCUUCAGUCCGCUAGGAUACUGUAUCGACUGUGAGCAGUGGUGCGUGGUGCGUGGUCAGUUGUUACAACGGGAUCUGGGAUGCUAAGUCACUAAUACCUUAACCCCUGUACCGGGAUAUAUAAUAAAUGGGCUGUCUAAAGUGCGGCGUUUUUUCAAUGGACUUUGCGGGCCGCAGGCGAGCUGGCAGGGAAAACAAGGGUGGAUGGUACUAGGGCUGUUUGAGGUACAAGUACAUCCUUGGCCGGGGCAAAAACAAGGCGUAACGGGGCUUACUCUUCUCCAUUCCUAACAUUGAGGGCAGGUUCCCUACUUUCCUGUACAUCUAGACGCUUCUUCAAGUUGAUUCUGGUUCUAAAUUCCAUCCAAUUCA
This is a messenger RNA of Canariomyces notabilis, 1291 nucleotides long. RefSeq lists its product as uncharacterized. Lineage: Eukaryota; Fungi; Ascomycota; Sordariomycetes; Sordariales; Chaetomiaceae. Bases 155 to 871 code for a protein of 238 amino acids. The transcript is spliced from 3 exons. The record is from RefSeq and is a predicted model, not a curated record.